Messenger RNA from Vairimorpha ceranae, 840 nucleotides. Its product is annotated as ankyrin repeat domain-containing protein. Lineage: Eukaryota; Fungi; Microsporidia; Nosematidae. Gene Ontology annotation, cellular component: Golgi apparatus; endoplasmic reticulum. The transcript has a single exon. The coding region runs from base 1 to 840 and encodes 279 amino acids. The record is from RefSeq and is a predicted model, not a curated record. Gene Ontology annotation, biological process: protein targeting to membrane; peptidyl-L-cysteine S-palmitoylation. Gene Ontology annotation, molecular function: protein-cysteine S-palmitoyltransferase activity.
AUGGAUGAUAUUCAUAAAGCUGCAUUAGAUAAUAAUUUACAUUUUUUUGAAGACCAUCAUUUACCUAAAAAGAUAGUAAAUCUUGCAGGGGGAAUAUAUCUGUCAAAUCCUAUACAAUUUGCAUUGUAUAAUGAGAAUUAUAAGAUUAUAUUAUUUUUAUUAUUAAAUGAUGCAAAUACAAAUCAUUUAAAUCUUAAAAAAUAUGAUAUAUUUUCAAUAAUUUAUAAAUAUGAUUAUGUACUAGCAUAUAUUCUUUUCGAAUCACAUUCCGUUAAAAGUGUAAAGAAGAAGAAAGGAAAGAGAGUUUUACUAUUGUUUUAUAGAAAACAGUUAUAUAACGAUAUUUUGUGCAAUAAGCAUAUUUUAAUUAUUUAUACUUCUUUAUUUUAUAGAGAAAAUAUAAGAUCACCUUAUUUUUUAUAUCUUAAUAUAAUUUACUCACUAGAAUUGUAUUGUUCUAAUCUUUUUUAUAUUUAUGUGUUAUAUUGGAUUACUUUUCUAUAUUUAAUGUUUUAUAAAAAUGACCGAGUAAUACGACAAAAUUGUAGAGAACUAAUAGUAGAUCUUAUUUUAUCAGAUAAAUACAAUCUAGACACCUUUUGUUAUAUAUGUAAAAAUAUUAAAGAUAAUCAUUGUACAAUAUGUGACAGAUGUAUAAAAUAUCGACAUCACCACUGUAUAUUUUUAAAUAAUUGUGUAAGUGUAAAAAACUUGGUAAUAUUUUAUCUUUACAUUAUUCUGUACCUUAUAAUAUUAACAUAUAAUUUUUUUAAGAGGCAUGAUAUCAUAGAAAAAGGGGAAUGUGGAUUAAUAGCAUUAAUUAUAUUAUUAAAUAUAUAA